AUGUACUGCCACAACCCACUGUACCUCUACUACCAACUGGAGCCCAACAACCCACUGAAGUGCAACAACCACCUCGCAUACACUGCGGCCCCAACAACCACUGAAGCUGCAACAACCACUGUAGCACCAACUACCACUCAGGCCCCAACAACCACUCAAUCUGCCACAACCACUGCCCCAACAACCACUGAAGCUGCAACAACCACUGUACCUCCAACUACCACUGAGGCCCCAACAACCACUGAAUCUGACACAAACACUGUGGCUCCCACUACCACUGAGGCCCAAACAACCACUGAAUCUGCCACAACCACUGUAGCUCCACUACCACUGCAGGCUCCAAAAACACUGAAUCUUGCCACAACCAAUGUAGCUCCCACUACCACUGAGGACCCCAACACACGAAUCUGCCACAACCACUGA
Penaeus monodon (black tiger shrimp) is the source of this 423-nucleotide messenger RNA. Its product is annotated as threonine-rich protein-like. Bases 1 to 423 code for a protein of 140 amino acids. Lineage: Eukaryota; Metazoa; Arthropoda; Malacostraca; Decapoda; Penaeidae. The record is from RefSeq and is a predicted model, not a curated record. The transcript has 4 exons.